Balearica regulorum gibbericeps (East African grey crowned-crane) is the source of this 848-nucleotide messenger RNA. Lineage: Eukaryota; Metazoa; Chordata; Aves; Gruiformes; Gruidae. The record is from RefSeq and is a predicted model, not a curated record.
GUGCCACGGCUCCGGCCCGCAGCGGUGGUCGCCCACGUGGCUUCAUCAACCUUCUGGGUCUCCUGGAGGGCGGCAGGCCACCGCCGAACGAGUGCGGGAAGACCUUUGGGCAGAGCUCCAACCUGAUCGAGCACCAACGGACCCACACGGGCGAGAGGCCCUUCACCUGCGGCCAAUGCGAGAAGAGCUUCAGCCGGAGCUCCACCUUGGCCGAACAUCUCCGGACCCACACGGGUGAGAAGCCCUACGCCUGUCCCAUCUGCUCCCGCGCCUUCAGCCGGAGCUCCACCUUGACCGAACAUCGUCGGACCCACACCGGCGAGAUGCCCUACGCCUGUCCCGAGUGCGGGAAGACCUUCGGAAGGACCUCCAACCUGGUCAAACAUCUUCGGACCCACACCGGGGAGAAACCCUACGGUUGCGGGCGCUGCGGGAAGACCUUCAGCCUAAGCUCCAACCUGGUGAAGCACGAGAGGACCCACACGGGUGAGAAGCCCUUCUCCUGCGGCCAAUGCGGGAAACGAUUCAAGAAGAAGACCCACUUGGCGUCCCACCAACGGACCCACACCGGCGAACGACCUUACCGGUGCGGGGAAUGCGGCAAAGCCUUCGGGCAGAGCUCCACGCUCAUCGAGCACCAGAGGACCCACACGGGCGAACGACCCUUCCGCUGCGGCGCCUGCGGCAAGAGCUUCUGCGUCAGCUCCAACCUGGUCAAGCACCAACGCAUCCACACCGGCGAGAAGCCCUACGGCUGCGGGCGCUGCGGCAAACGCUUCCGUUACAAACCCCAGUUCACCCGGCACCUGAAGGUCCACCCCGACGGAGACCCGGCGUGUGGCCCGUAG